AUGUGCAAGAGGGAUUCUGGAAGACAAGAGUUUCACAGCCUCACAGUUAUAGUUCAAUUCCAGCACGAAUCUGGUUACAUUACAGUGACCCAGACAGGCCUAACAAGGGCGGUAUUCGCCGACGUGGCGCCCAACAUGGCAACCGCGGCCACGCUGGCCCUUGGCCGCACGCGUCAGGAAGCCCAUGGGCUGAAAUUAGCCACCGGCCAAGCCAUUCCCGUCAGUCACUCCCUCAUUUUCUCCUCUCUCCGCCCACGCGCUCCCACCUCCCUCGUUUUCUCCUCCAUCUCCGGCGACACGGGUGGCGAGGCGAUGAUCGGGCGCACAGCACGGAUGGAUGACCAAAUUUGCAUCAGAUUUCACUAUGGUGGUAGUUUUACCACCAUUGGAGGCUCGCAGUUCUAUGUUGGUGGAGACAUUGCUGAGUCUUGGAUUGAUAUGGACAGACUUUCCUAUUUUGAGGUCGUGGGGCACCUCUCUGAUCACUAUAAUUCAUCAAGUGUGGGGCACCUCUCUGAUCACUAUAAUUCAUCAAGUGUAUUGACGUUGUACUGGCUGAUUCCUAGGAAGCAUGAAAGUAAUGGGCUUGUGUUGUUGGUUGAUGACGAGUCCUGCAAGAUCAUGGCUUCUCAGCACAUUGGAUAUCAAUGUGUUGACAUGUAUGUUGAGGAGGUGACAAUGGAGCUCAAUGCAGAUGAUCAGGACAGAUGGUUAGGUGAUGAUGGAGGAUAUGGAGCAAAUGUUAAUGAUUUUCUUCAAGAUAUCGCUACUAAUGGAGUGGACAAGUCACUUUCAAAAGAUUCAGAUAAAGGCAAAGGGCCUGUAAUUACAGAAGAUGAAGCAGAGGGUGUGCAUGAUGAGGGAUCUGAUGAAUCAUCUGAUGAAGACUACAAGCAGCCAUCAGAUGAGGACAGCUCUGCAAAUGAUGAAGAGGCUAUUGAACUCAGAAACUAUGCAAGGCAGAUUAAGAGGAACAUCAGGGCAACGAAGUUAGGGAUUCAUGCCAGUGCAAUUGGAGAAAUUAGAGCAGAGGAUUUAGUUGAUGAAGUACCCAAUUUAGAUGAACCUGGAAGUCCAUAUCUUGAUUCAAGUGAAGAUUAUUCAUAUGAGGAGAACAGUGAUGGGGAAACUCAAAGGUGGAAGUCAUUGGAGAAUAGGUUUGACAGUAAGGCAGAGCUUCCAGUUUUCACACUUGGCAUGGCUUUCAUUGACAGCAGGCAGUUUAAGAAUGCCCUUGUAAAGUAUGGACUGAAGGCACACAAGUCACUCCAUUUUGUCAAAGAUGAGAAGUCAAAGGUCAGGGCUAUAUGUGACUGGCCUGGAUGCAAUUGGAUGAUAUAUGGGUCAAAGACAACAAGGUCAAAAUGGUUUAAGGUGGUGACAUUUUCAGAUCAGCAUACUUGCCCACCCAGGAGGGAUAACAACUUAGUUACUUCAUCAUUGAUUGCAAAUAAGUACUACAAUCAGAUCAAAGACAACCCUACUUGGCCUGCUGCUCUCAUAAAGGCUGCUGUUCUCAAAGACUUUCUUGCUGAUGUUUCCCUUUCAAAGUGCAAGAGGGCUAAGUCUAUUGUGCAGAAGCAAACCCUUGAUGCUAUAAGUGGGGAGUAUAGCAGAGUGUAUGACUAUCAGCUAGAGCUACUUAGGUCAAAUCCUGGGAGUACAGUGGUUGUCUAUCUAGACCCUAAAAUUGAGGACAAGAAAAUCUUUGAGAGGGAUGCAAACAACCAGAUGUAUCCAGUAGCUUGGGCAGCAACUGGUUCUUGUCUUUGCUGCAAAAGGACCAUCAGUAAUGGAGGACAAGACUGGGUUCUAAUCUCAGAUCAGCAAAAGGGACUCUUGAAAGCAGUAAAGGAAUUAGUUCCCAAUGCAAAGCAUAGAAUGUGUGCAAGGCACAUCUAUGCCAACUGGAGGAAGAAGUACACAGACAAAAAAUUGUGGUGGAGGUGUGCAAAGGCAUCAAACAGGACUCUAUUCAACAUGUACAGAGCUUAUCUGGCUCAAGACACUCCAGAAGGUGCCCAGGACAUGAUGACCACCUCACCAGAGCACUGGAGCAGGGCUUUUUUCAGGUUAGGUAACAAUUGUGACUCAGUUGAUAACAACAUGUGUGAGAGUUUCAACCAUAGUAUCAUGGAAGCUAGAUUCUACCCAGUCAUAUCUAUGUGUGAAGCCAUAAGGAAGAAGAUGAACAUUGAAUUGUCUGGGAAGUGCAUUGUGUUGUGGAAUGGUGCUGAUGGGUUUGAAGUGCAAGACUGGGAAGACAGGAAGUACAUAGUCAAGUUGAUGACAAGGGAGUGGACUUGUAAUUAUUGGCAACUGUCAGGCCUACCAUGCUGUUAUGCCAUUAGUGCAAUCUACAAAUCCUCCCACAAACCGGAAGACUACAUUGCUCUAUGUUUUAGCAAAUCAGCAUACAUGAGGACAUAUGAGCAUGUUUUGAUGCCAGUACAGGGUCCAGACAAUUGGCCAAUAUCUGACAUGCCUAGACCAUUGCCACCACCAUAUGUCAAGAUGCCUGGUAGGCCCAAGACACAAAGGAGGAGGGAGCCAUGGGAACAACCUAAAGGAACCAAGCUCAGCAAGGUUGGGAUUAAAAUGAGGUGCAGGUUAUGUGGGAAAAAUGAUCACAAUGCAAGGAGGUGCCCCAAGAACUCCCAAGCUAGCAAUAAGAAAAUGGCUCACAUCACAAGAGAAAAAAACAGGAAGAGGAAGGAGGCAGAGAAAGCAAGUGUUGGGACUAGUGUUGAGGAGAAAUCAACUACAAAGGAAACAACUGCAAGCACUCCUAGUGCUUCCCAGCCUAUUCCAACCCAAGCCAGUCAAGCACCAAGACAAGCUACAGCAAGGCAAGCUGCAAGUAGAAGUGGACUGCCUACCUCAAGUCAGUCUGCAAGAUCUACAACAAGCCAAGCUGCAAGUGGAAGUGGACUGCCUACAUCCAGUCAAGCUGCAAGAGCUACAUCAAGCCAAGCUGCAAGUGGAAGUCGACUGCCUACAUCAAGUCAGGCUGCAACAGCAAGAGCAAGUGGAAGUGGAAGUGGAAGUCGACUGGCCCAUCUGUUGUUUGGAGACAACUACUGA
Striga hermonthica is the source of this 3084-nucleotide messenger RNA. Lineage: Eukaryota; Viridiplantae; Streptophyta; Magnoliopsida; Lamiales; Orobanchaceae. The record is from the annotation of a GenBank genome assembly.